This is a messenger RNA of Marmota monax (woodchuck), 4740 nucleotides long. It is a transcript of the gene Znf691, whose product is annotated as zinc finger protein 691. Gene Ontology annotation, biological process: regulation of transcription by RNA polymerase II. Gene Ontology annotation, molecular function: RNA polymerase II cis-regulatory region sequence-specific DNA binding; DNA-binding transcription activator activity, RNA polymerase II-specific. Gene Ontology annotation, cellular component: nucleus. Lineage: Eukaryota; Metazoa; Chordata; Mammalia; Rodentia; Sciuridae. The coding region runs from base 121 to 975 and encodes 284 amino acids. The transcript is spliced from 2 exons. The record is from RefSeq and is a predicted model, not a curated record.
CGGCUGGGCCGAGGUCGCGGGGGGAGGCGGACACGACUUCGCUGGGCACUCUGAGGACGGUCCCUUCCCCUCACCGAGGAGUUGGCGGCUGCUGCUUUGCUCCAGGACCCAGGUUCAGAGAUGGGCAGUGAAAAGGAGCAGAGUCCAGAACCACACCUGCCUGAGGAAGGGGAAGCGGGUAAGCCUUGGAGAGUGGAUGGCUCAGAGGGUUCUCACAUCCCAUCUGGGGAAAAGGAUCUUGGGCAGGAGAACCCACUGAUGAGGCCACAAGGAACACAGUCAGAAGAGCCAUGGCAGAAAAUUAUUGCCCCAGCUGAAGGACCAGAGAAUCCUAUUGCUCCUCCAAAGCCUGAGGCAGAGGAGAAGCCCUUUAUAUGUGUUCAGUGUGGCAAAACCUUCACCAAUACCUCUAACCUGAGAACACACCUACGGAUCCACACUGGUGAGAAGCCUUACAAGUGUUCCGAAUGUGGUAAGAGCUUUUCCCGAAGCUCCAACCGCAUCCGGCAUGAACGGAUCCACCUGGAAGAGAAGCACUACAAAUGUCCCAAGUGUCAGGAGUGCUUUCGGCGGCGCUCAGACCUCACCACGCACCAGCAAGAUCACCUGGGCAAGCGGCCGUACCGCUGUGAUAUCUGUGGUAAGAGCUUCAGCCAGAGUGCCACACUGGCUGGGCAUUAUCGGACCCACCUGGAGCCAGCGCCCUACAUCUGCUGUGAGUGUGGGAAGAGCUUCAGCAACAGCUCCAGCUUUGGAGUGCACCACCGCACCCACACUGGUGAGAGGCCAUAUGAAUGUGCUGAAUGCGGGCGGACCUUCAGUGAUAUCUCCAACUUUGGAGCACACCAGAGGACCCACAGAGGGGAGAAGCCCUACCGGUGCACUCUUUGUGGGAAGCAUUUCUCCCGGAGCUCGAAUCUUAUUCGUCAUCAGAAAACACACUUGGGUGAGCAGAAUGGGAAAGAUUCCAGCUGAAGGGAAGCCGCAGUUAAGAGUGGGAAGAGAGAGUGAGAGACCCAUUCUAGUGGAGGAAGAAGACCUUUAGGAUCUGCUGCUGCCACCUUGAUUUCAAGUGCUUCAUCCCACUUUGGAGAUUGGUUUCCUGUUGCCUCCAAAGCCAGGAUCUCUAAGAAAUCCUGAGAAGGGACUCUGAAUAAAAAUCCUCCCAGGCAAUUUCUUGCCAUAGAAAGUCAGAGAACCCAGUCUUGGCUUCACCUUGUUGGAUGUGAAAGAGAAGUAGGGUAGGCUCCAGACAUGUUCAUGUCAUUGGGUUAGCAGUUCUCUGGCCUUUGAGGAAGCACCUGUGAGAUGGCAUCACUGUCUGAAGUACCUUCAUAUUGUCCAUGAACUGUUUAGGGUACACUGCAGUGGGCUGCUAGAUUCCUACCUGCUGUACCCCAACUCAAGUCGUGCUUCUGGAUCUGGAGGCUGGGAGGAGUGGCCCUUCUUGGAAGGGUCCUUCUUGGCCUGAGAAGAGGUUUGAGGUUCUGUCUUAGGAAUGAAAGAGAAGCCCACUAGAAUCGUCACACUCCCCCAUAUUUGUUACCUAUUAUCCCCACUUCACUCUCCAUCUGUUUCCUUGUGAUGAUUAGCACUUAAUGAUUCAACGAAAAAGACCCAUGGACUGACUUGAAGAGGUGGGGGGUGAGGGAGAGUGUCCCGUGCAGCCAUUCUGGAAGGGAACUGAAUUCUAACAAAGAAAGAUGGGAGCUAGAAUUGUGGCUCAGUGAUAGAGCACUUGUCUUGCAAGUGUGAGGCCCUGAGUUUGAUCCUAGCACCACCUAAAAACAAAUAAAGACAUUGAGUCCAUAUACAACUUUUAAAAAAAGAAAAAAGACAGAUAGGUGGCUCUUCUGAAAAGCAAAGAAAAGGAGGCUGACUGAGUCUUUUAAGUGUUUGAGGAGAAGGGAGAAAGGAAAGGACUAACAUCAAUUGAGUAUUCACUAUAUGCUAUUGAUUCUGCUGGUUACAUCAACAUUCUUCAUUUCAUUUAGUUGUCAGCAGUCCUCAAGGGUAUAAGAUGAGGAAACAGAAGCAAGGUAUAUAGUAGAGUCCAUUUAAACUUGGGCCUCCUUGGCUCUCUACUGAUGCUCUUUUUUUUUUCACUACAUUCACGUUGCUGACCUCUAAAGGAGGAGCCAUGUAGUCGAUAAACCUGGAGAUGGGAGCCGGCGUGGCCUUGUGAUAUGGCUCUGGACUAUUCACUGUGUGGGAAGUCAGUACUAAGCAUGAGACCCUUUUCAACUUUAGAUUAAUGAUUGAGGAUUUCUUCUGUUGCUGGAAAAAUGUCAGUGGCAGGGGUAGAUGUUGAGGGAUGGAAUAAGAUUAGAAAAAUCUUAAGACCCAUAGUAAGUUUGCCAUUAAUAUCAAUAAUUUAUCCCUAAGAUUGGGAAUACAGGGAAUUAUGUCUGGUUUUCUGGCCUUCUGGCUUAGAUCUGGCUUCACAUGGCCUCAGAUGGUUUAGAUUUGGCUUCACAUGAAAGUUUAGUGUUCACCUAGCUUUCCUCUAACAAAUACAAAAUACCCCUAUCUUGAUUUACCCCAUGGUGCUGGAGAUUGAACCCAGAGCCCAACCUAGCCAGGCAAGUGCUCUACGACUGAGCUAUACUCCAGCCUCCAGAUGUCUCUUUCUGUCUCUCUAGUCAGUUUGGGUCCCUGCCUUCCAGAGUAAGGGUUCCUCUCAUUUGUAGCUAAUGGCAGAAUGUGAAUCUGUUGAAACUGAUACACCCAUGACCUGACCUAUCAUGUGGGGUCCCUGCCACUUGUUCAGGGAGAGAUAUGCCAGGAACUUCACAGUCAUCCUCUUACUAAAUUCUCAACCAUUGGAGAAUUAUGCACAUUUAACAAAUGUGGAAACAGGUGGAUAGAAAGUUACUUCCCAAGAUAAAAAAGCAAGUAAUUGUCAGGGCCAGGAACUGAACCUUAUUCUACCCAAAGCCUGUGAUUUUUUUUUUAAGCUGUAGAAAACUUCCCAAAUUAUUCCCUUACAUUUGUAGGAUGAUUUGUAGUUACAAAACACUUUAAUUUCAUAUUCAUUUGUUUUUGAAAAAUCUACACACAAUAUUUUAAACAGUCACCUAAACUUAGACAUGUAAAUUGGCACAUGGCCUUAAUAAUAAAAGUCACCAUCUAUUAAAUGCCUACUGAGUGCCAGUUAUUGUACACCUAUUAUCUAUGAUCUUCAUGCUAUAAAGUAGAAGUGUCUCCAUUUUCAAGAUAAGAAAAUUCUACAAGGUUAAAUGACCUGACUUGGCAGAGCUGGGAUUUAUUUAGGUAUGUUUGAUGCCAAGACCAGGCUCUUUAUCAUAUCCACUGCCAAUCUAGAUCUACUGGUUCCUUCCCAGCCCAGGGAGCUUGGUAUGGUUAACCUUCUAGACCUGGAACCUUAGAAACAACUGCAGUGACUUUUGGAGACUUCUUGCCUUCAGCCCAAUACCAAUGUACCAAGUAUCUGCUUUGAUCUUGGGUCAGGACUUCCUGGCCAAUCUCAUUUGCCCUUUUUUGACCUAGCUCAUUAGCUGUGGUUUCUAUGUUGGUCAGUGCUUUGACGUGUGUGUGUGUGUGUGUGUGUGUGUGUGAACUUCCUUUAUUUUCUCCUUCACAUUUUUCUUUUCCUUUCUUCCUUCAGAAAAUUCUGUUAAACCAAGCAUUUUAUAAGUUUAGAAUCCUUUUCUAGAGAUUAGGAAUUUGGGUGGAGGGGGUUACAUCAUGGCAUGUCACUAGUUUCUUCCCCUCACUCCUCCCACCUUGCCCUUAACCCUUUCCUCCUUUUUAUGGUUUGCCAUAAAAGACUGUGGUGCAUCUUACUACAGCUGGUGUCUUACUAUCAUCAAAGGUAACUUUUUUCUACACAUUUUAACAUCUCUAGUUACAAAUGUUUUUAGAGUGAAUGAAAGAUCACAUUACAGUAGAGAUAUGAGUCAAUAAUGUCAGCAAGAUGGUGAAAUAGGAAGUUCCAGUCACCAUUUUCCCAUAGAGACACCAACUUAACAAUAUACAACCUAAAAUACCUUUUUGAGUUCUUUCAGAAGUAAGGAGCUUCAGACAAACACAAAGCCACGAAAGAAACACUGAAAUGGUAAGAAUCAUUUUGCUUUACCCAAGAUUGCCUUUCUUAUAAGCAGCACAGUUCAGCUUGGGCCAUAGAUUCUUCUGCGAGGGUGAAAGAGAAGGGUGUAACAUACUUUCACUGAAUUUUCAGAGGGCAGCCCGAAGAACUGGUUCUAACCUCACCUAACUUGGAAUGCUGAUGGAAAUGGAACAGUUUGGAUGCCUGGGGGAGCCACUAAAAGCAAGAGAAGUUUGCUGUCUCACCAAAGAGCAUACACUAUGGUACAUGGGUCUUCAUACUCAGUAUGACUGGGAGAAGGUUCUCAACUGCAGCUCCUCCCUGGAGAGGGAGGGAGAAGAGUAGAACGUGUGUCCCAUAUUCAAACAUUUUGAAGAAUUUAUUGGAGUCAACAAAAUUUGGAUGCUUGGGGUUCACCGAGUAAAAAGGAGAACAGAGAAACUGGUUGCUAUAGCACCAGAGAGCCUGCAGCACUGUAGGCAGACACCAGAGGGAGCAAGAGAUUAUUGAGCUCUUGAAAAAGAAACUGGCAGACAUCUAAGAAAUUACAAGCAUAAACCCAGAGAAGUCACAUUCCCCCGCAAAGUAUUCAGAGAUCCUCAGAAUUUAACCACACUGAUUACUGAAGGUUUUUAUUUGUAUGAAGCCAGUCUGUUAAAAGUUUUUUUUUU